CCAGGCACCUUUUGAAGUUUUCAAUAGACCGAGUAGUCAAUGAUAUCACAUUUACCUUUGAUCGACAAGGCCGUUCUAGUUUUCACCAAAUCAAUAAGCUCCUCCAUUUCCCACACUUUGUUGUUAAACACCACUUCAUAGCCAAAUGGUCCACAAAGUUGCAGAGAAGCAUGCUUGCUUGCCUUGUUGGAACAUGCCUAGCAUAAUUUUUUCAGAUUCUUGAAUUUGUAAAAAUGCCAGUAUUGUAGAAAAACUUGAAGAGUUGGAGGGCAUAACCGAGUCAUCCCCCACCAAUGCAAACCAUAUUUUCCAAGAGAAAUUGCAAAGUAAGAGAAGGUGGACCGGGGAUUCCCUCUCACCAUUGCAGUAGGGGCAGAGGUCUAGAUCAGCAACAACAAUUCCUCUACUAACUAGAUCAGACUUUGAGGCUAUAUAUGCUAUUUUGGAUAGCCAUUCACACAAAUAAUUCCACUUUUGGUGGAUAGAUAUUCCUCCACUUUAGGUGGCACUUUGCUUACAUAUAAAUUAUUUUAGACUAUGCCUUUGUAACAACUUCAAAAGUACGUGGGCUACAUUCACGUCUUCUUAAAAAGUAAGAAUUCUUAAAAGGGACGAACAAUUAAUACAUAAGAAAGAUAGUAAGCCUUUGCGAUAUUUCAAUGUAUAUUCAUGUUGCUUGUAUAUUAUGAUUCUCCUCCUCAUCUCCCGUGGUACCCAAACUCCGACAGGAAGAUGGCAACCGAGCUGUUCGAAGAUGCCCACUCCGGCCUACGAAAAGAUGCCGAGGAAGCCCUGAAAUCAAUGAACAGUGGCCUGCUCCUCGUCUCUGCACUCAUCAGCACCAUCAACUACGCUGCAGUUUUCGCUCUCCCCGGAGGCUUCGAUUCCAACAGAGACAGCCGGGGUUCUGGCCGCCCGGUCCUGUAUGGUACGGACAAAGAGCGAGACCUGCUCCUUUUCUUGUGUUUCCCUGGCGUCGCCCUGUAUGCCACCUUUUUAUCGCUGGUGGAGAUGGUCGUGAUCCAGAUGUCCAAGUUCGCGAGCAGCGACUUCUUCACUGCAUUGCCCUUCAGGUACAUCCUCACUAUAACAUCGUUGUACGUCUCUGUCGUCUUCAAGAUCUUGGCCGUCUUCGAAGCCUACGACAUCAUCCACUUACACAUCAACCUUCACGAGGGAGAUCGCAACGCCCAUAUACAUCAUCUGAGAACAACAAGAACCCCCACACUCCGCUGCCGCGGAUUCCGCUGGAACUCGUCAAAGACCUCGGCGGCCGAGCCACCUUUGUGGCGUAAGCCACAAGAGAAAAUCAGCAGCAAUGGCGAGACCCCUCUGGCGACGUCGUCUAAGGGCCAAGCUCGCGAGAAGAACUCCUCAGCACACUGCGGCAGCAAGAGGCUGUGA
Rhododendron vialii is the source of this 1404-nucleotide messenger RNA. RefSeq lists its product as uncharacterized. The transcript is spliced from 3 exons. The record is from RefSeq and is a predicted model, not a curated record. Bases 670 to 1404 code for a protein of 244 amino acids. Lineage: Eukaryota; Viridiplantae; Streptophyta; Magnoliopsida; Ericales; Ericaceae.